UCUAAUAUUUAAUGAUAUAUUAAUUUGUGUAUAAAUAGAUUCCAUUGUAAACAUAUUUUGAAUAUUCUUAUGUUCCAGAAAUAGAACAAAGAUACAGUACAUUAAAGUAUAGGUAAACCUGAAGUUGAUCUAUAAAGCAGUUCAAAAACAUUUGUCCAAUCAUUAAAUAAUUGUGCUGGAAAGUGAAAAGGUUGUUUGUGGGAUAUUUUUAGAUUCCAUUAAUUUUCUGUGUAAAUUAGAUAAAUGAAUCUGUAUUUUAAAUGUAAGCCACUACACGAAUUAUUUCUCCAUUUUAUUAGGUAUAUUCAUUUGAUAACUUUUGAUUUCACAAAUACAGUAUAAACAAUUCUAAAAAUGUAUUAAUUUUAUUCAGGAAAAUAAGAUUUAAUGCAGAUCUUUUUAAAAAGAUAUAGAUACUGUAUAACUAUAAAAUAUAAUGAUAAAGGAUUUGUAUUAUAGAAUAUCCCUGUAGUGGACCAAAACAGUUCAAGGCUAUGUCACCAAGUAGCAUGACACUUCCUACCACAAGUACCUGGGAAAUGGGACAAGGUUUAUCACCUUAUGCACCAUUACCACCUCCAGAUAUGCAGACAAUAUCAAAUGGCCCAAUGCCUAAUGGUCCUAUGAUGUCCAAUGGAGUAGGUUUUGGUACUCAUGGGACAGCAGGAUUUGACUUUCAAUCCCAAGCAUCUGAUUUCAGUAGUCCACUUUCUCACCUCAAUGAAAGUGUAGCAUCAUUAGAUCCUUUAGCUGCAAUGGAAAAAUCACUUAAUCAUCAUGAACAGCAAAUGGGAACCAUUAAUUUACAUGAUCAAAGCAGUCAGGGUCUUCGUCACCCACCUUCCUCAUCAUCUGGGACCAAUUCAUCCCAGCAAACAUCUGCUAUGCCCACAACAACUCAGGGACAGGUGAUGAUGCAACAUGGACCACAUACACCUCACACUCCUCAUACUCCUCACACACCACAUACACCUGGAAAUUCUGGAGGAGGUCCACCUAGUGUGCCACCUCCAACUUCCCAGCAAUCAAGUGGUACAGAAAACAAUAGCAAUAGUACCACAGUGGUUGCUUCAAGUCAGCCCAAUAGUCAGUCAUCCACAAACAGUGAUUCUUCUCUUCCACAUGCUCCUGAUCUUGGUGAUUUAAAUUUUGAUCCUGCAGCUGUUAUUGAAGGAGAGGGACAAGGACAGGAAGGAUUAAAUGUAAGUAGGAAUAGACCUAUUUGUAUAUCCAAAUUUCAUUAUAUAUGAUGGUAAUGCAUUGAUUACUAUGUUAAUUUAAUUUGAUAUAUGGUUGGAAUCCUUAAAUUAUCAUAUUAGCUUGUCUAAUUCUAGAUCUCAUGUGACAUUAUUAAUCUGUAUAUGAGAUAGAAAUUUAUGAUAAUAUUUAUUUGGUUUAUAAAAAUAACUCAACAAGAACUGCUGAACAAUUUACAGUUAUGGUUGUUGUAUAAUUAACAUUUUUACUUAAUCAUUUAUCUUUUAAUAACUCUUAAUGAAAACUCUUUACAAUAAGAUAUUCUGAUUAAUAAAACUGAUAUUUAUAAAAAAUCAAUAUUAUAUAUUUUAAUUAAGAAGAA
Centruroides sculpturatus (bark scorpion) is the source of this 1579-nucleotide messenger RNA. RefSeq names its product zinc finger MIZ domain-containing protein 1-like. NCBI's taxonomy places the organism in Eukaryota, Metazoa, Arthropoda, Arachnida, Scorpiones, Buthidae. The transcript is spliced from 3 exons. Bases 495 to 1250 code for a protein of 251 amino acids. The record is from RefSeq and is a predicted model, not a curated record.